GCAUUUUUAUGUGAUGUGUUCUUCCUCCUUGGCCAUCGCUGCGAUCGAUACAGAGACGGUGGAGGAGCUCGCAACCCGGUUGCGGCAGUGUGGCGGCUCCAGAGAUCUCGCGCAAGGCAAAUUUGUUGUCGAGGAGAUCAUCCAGCGCAGCCCCAAGCUCCGCAAGAAUAAGUACUUGGCGAAUUUGGCAGUCCAAAUGUAUGGGCGAUGCGGCAGCCUGGAGGAGGCGCGGCGUGUCUUCGACGCGAUCGAGCAGCCCAACACUUUCUCGUGGAACAUCCUCUUCACGGCUUACGCGCACAACGGGCAAGUGACGGAAGCGCGGCGGGUUUUCAACUCGAUGCACGAGCUCAAUCUUGUGUCAUGGAACGCGAUGAUGACUGCGUAUGCUCGCGCGGGCGACGUCGAGCGCGUCAAGGAGCUCUUCGACUCGAUGCCGGAAAGAGAUCUUGUGUCGUGGACUCUUUUGAUAUCAGCAUUUGCCCAAACUGGGCAUUUGGAGUCCGCAAAGAGGCUGUUCGAUGAGAUGCCCGACAAGGACGCGGUGGCGUGCACACCGAUCAUCCAGGCCUACGCUCGCGCCGGGCGAAUCGAUCAUGCCAAGCUCGUCUUCGAGAGCAUGCCGGAGAAGGAUGGGAUUCUCUGGAACUCGAUGCUGCAGGCCUACGUCCAGCACGGGCAUCUGGAAGGGGCAAAAUCCUUCUUCGAAUCGGUUGUGGGCGAUGAGCGAGCGAAUCGCGAUGUCGUGUCGUGGAACAUGAUGAUCCAGGCACACGUCCAGGAUGGGAAUCUCGACGCGGCUCGGGCGAUCUUCGACCAAAUGGUCGAGAGGAACGUCACGACUUGGAACACGAUGAUCAUGGCUUACUCCCGGGGUGGCAAUGUUGAAUCCGCAAAGGUGCUGUUUGAUACUAUGGAGGAGCGUGAUCUUGGCUCGUGGACCUUGAUGGUUUGCGCGUUUGCGCAGCGCGCUUGUCUAGAGGAGGCCAGGGUGGUGUUUGAUUCUAUGCCCGAGCAGAACGUUAUCUCGUGGACAGCAAUGUUUACCAUGUACGCGCAGAGCUUUUUCUUGGAUGAGGCUAAAACUCUCUUUGACAAAAUGCCAGAAAGAAACGUUGUCUCUUGGACCGCAAUGCUUACUGCAUUUGCCGAGAGCCGGCAUUUGAGAGAAGCGAGAGAAGUCUUUGAAACGAUGCCGGAACGAAACUUAGUCUCGUGGAACGCGAUGCUCUCGGCUUACUCGGAACUUGGUCUGAUUGAGAGAACCAAGAACUUGUUUGAGAUGAUGCCGGAGCAGAACGUAAAGUCGUGGAGUGCCAUGAUCGGAGUUUACGCUCACGCGGGCUACAACACCGGGGCGGUGGACGUGUUUCGAAGCAUGGAUCUGGAGGGUGUUCGUCGCGACGAGAUCUCUUUCAUGAGCAUCCUCAACGCUUGCAGCCACCUCGGGCUCUUGGAGGAAUCGUGGAAGCAGUUCAACUCGAUGAAGGAAGAUCACGAUCUCUCGCCCGGAGUGGAGCACUACUGCUCCAUGGUAGACAUUCUCGGUCGAGUGGGAUUGCUGGGUGUUGCGGAAGAGCUCGUCAAGCGGAUGCCUUUCCGUGCCGACUCGGUCACUUACGCGGCCCUUCUCGCGGCUUGUAGAGUUCACAGAGAUCCCAACUGCGGUACCCGAGCAGCGAACGAGCUCAUGGAGCUGGAGCCGGAGAAUGCAGCAUCUUACCUGACGCUGGCCAACAUUUACUCCGCUACGAGCAAGUACUCGAGAGCCAUGCGAAAGAAGCUGAAAGAAAGAAGCUUGAGCCCAAAGUCGAGAAGGAGGAAGAACGAAUGUAGCUAUGCCGAUAAAGGUCUCGCAGGAUCUAUAGGGAGCUAAAGCCGGCCAUGCAUGUUUGCAUGCGUGAAAAAGAGACUAUAUGUGCUUGAGAAGGGAGAGUCUUCCUUUCGCUCCGAGGAUGGACAUAGACUUUGGUGUCAAGGCCGCGGUAAGGUGGUUCCUCGGCUGGAUCGCGGCUGCGUUUUUGCUUGUGAUAUUUCCGUUGGUGGUGCCUUGCAUGCUGGGGUUUCGUAAGAUCCGCAGUGCUUUCACGAGCUCCAAGACGAUUAGAGGCAAUGUGGUGAUUGUUACGGGGGCUUCGUCAGGAAUCGGCAGCUUCAUAGCUUUGGAGUACGCAAGAUAUGGUGCAAGGCUGGUGCUGGUGGCACGAAGAGAGAACAAACUAAGAGAAGUGGCGGAAGCGUGCUUGGAGGCUGGAGCUAUGGACGCAGCCGUGUGUCCAGCUGAUCUCACAAAGGAAUCCGAUUGCCGACGCAUCG
Molecule: messenger RNA, 2316 nt
Organism: Selaginella moellendorffii
Lineage: Eukaryota; Viridiplantae; Streptophyta; Lycopodiopsida; Selaginellales; Selaginellaceae
Product: pentatricopeptide repeat-containing protein At4g02750-like
Exons: 2
Coding region: 14-1876 (620 amino acids)
Biological process (GO): RNA modification
Cellular component (GO): intracellular membrane-bounded organelle
Molecular function (GO): RNA binding; protein binding
Source: RefSeq, a predicted model, not a curated record